UUAUAAAAGAGGCCAAGCAUGAACAAGGACCACAGAGGAAACGCCUUCAUUCAUCCAAACAUGAGAGCGUUUUGUACUGUUCUUGUUUUGGUGUGUGUGUGCAGGGGAGCUCUGAGUGUGCAAGUCCAGGUUGGAGAGAGGAGUUUCCCUUUGGAAGCAGUGAAGGCGCUGAAGGAGGUGAUGGAUCUGAAUGACAACGUUAACCCUCGCCUUGCAGACACGAGCACCACGGUGGUUUGUUCCCACCCUCUUCUGCCUCAGGUGUUCCGGUCCGUGUGCCAAGGGAAGGGGGCGGGACUCAUUUUCUCCAGACUGGUGUACAUCACCAUGUCUCUUGAUCUUUGUGAAGUGUGUGCUAAUCCCUCCUGCUACGGAUGUCUGGGCUGAAGCUACCGUCAGACACUAGAACACCAGCUGAGAUUGUCAUAAAGGAGUUUUCUUCUACAGUUUGUGUGCACAACAAGCCCUGAUCACCCAUAAAUCAGCAAUAGAAAAUCUUGUCAUGCCUCUUGUCUUGCCUCUGCUCUUCCUCCUCUAUCUGCUUCCUCUUCAGCACAUCCUGAGCUCCUUCAAAGGAAUCUCCUACCAUCUUUAUGCAGGUGACAUCCAAGUGUACAUCUCCUUUAAGCCCCAUGAGAUGUCUAAGCUGAAGCUGUUACAUACCUGCUUAGACACUAUUAAAACCUGGAUGGCUGGGAGCUUUCUUCAGCUGAAUGAAGAUAAGACUGAGAUCCUCAUCUGUGCCCCAGACAAGCUGGUUCUCAAAUUCAGAGACUCUCUUGGUCAGCUUGCUUCCCACGCCAAACCUCCUGUCUGGAAUCUUGGUGUGACCUUUGACCCAGCUCUCACCCUGGAUUCUCAUGUCAGUUCUCUUGUUCACUCUUCCUUCUUCCAUCUCAGGAACAUUGCUAAGCUGAGUCCCAUUCUGUAACUCUCUUUUCACGUGUCUGAGCAGAACCUCCCUGAACCGUCUACAGGUGGUUCAGAAUGCCUGUGCUCGGCUUCUGACCAAGUCCCCCAAAUACACCCACAUCACCCCGCUUCUCCUCCAGCUUCACUGGCUGCCAGUCAACUUCAGGGUUCAUUUCAUAUCCUGGUUCUGGUCUAUAGGGCCUUACAUGGACAAGCACCAUCUUACAUUGGUGGUCUUCUUAGUCCCUACACCCCCAGCAGGUCCCUGAGGUCCCGUGAUCAAAGCCUACUGGUUGUGCAUCACCAGGCUAAAGACCAAAGGUGACAGAUCAUUUGCUGCUGUGGCCCCCAGACUCUGGAACUCUCUCCCCCUGAGCCUGAGAUCAGUGGACUCCUUUAAAAAGCAGCUGAAGACUCACUGGUUCAGGCUUUUGUAUGAUCUUCUUCACCACUCUCUCUUUAUUCUGCUCUCCCCACCUAUUCCCCUUUCCUCAGGAUCCAGGGAUUCCCCUCUUAUCUAUUCACUCUCUCUCUUUUUUUAUAUUUUUUUAAUCACAAUUGUCUAUUUUUUUGCUCAUUUUAAAUAUAUUUUUAACCAUUUUUUAAAUUCUUUUUGAUAUUUUUACAUUUUUUUGUUUUUGUGAACCACCUCGUGAUUUUUAUCUUGAGAGGCGCUAUAGAAAAGAUAUUUUCUUCUUCUUCUUCUUCUUCUUCUUCUGAAUAGUUACAUAGAAAUCUUAUUGAUGUUUAUGAUGAUUUGCUGUAGUUUAUUAAAAGUCUAAUUC
Nothobranchius furzeri (turquoise killifish) is the source of this 1697-nucleotide messenger RNA. RefSeq names its product guanylin. Gene Ontology annotation, molecular function: guanylate cyclase activator activity. NCBI's taxonomy places the organism in Eukaryota, Metazoa, Chordata, Actinopteri, Cyprinodontiformes, Nothobranchiidae. The record is from RefSeq and is a predicted model, not a curated record. Gene Ontology annotation, cellular component: extracellular region.